AUGGUGCUGUCCGCCAUGUUCCUCCGAAGGCCCGCAUGUGUACCAGUACUGAUGCUGAUGCUCUUUGCCGCUCCUGCGGCCGGCAGCUAUGAUGGUGCCCUUUCCCAGGCUGCAACAACAGCCUUCGGCAUUGUCUCGCAGUUGCAAGACUCCUUGACUGGCGGUCUGGUGCAGGAUCCAGUUCUCGCCGGCGUCGAAACAAUCGAGCGAUCGGUGCAGAAAGCCUCUCGAGAGGGCGCACAGAUACAGGAGCUGCUGGCUCAGAUCAAGACUGCCCUUGAUGUCGAGCUGUCGCAUCUGCAGUUCGAGGAGAGUCAUGCAGCAGCGCGUAGUGAGCUCAACGUAUUGGAUCAGCGACUCCAAGCAUGCCGCACUGGAGCCCGAGCAGACUUACAUGCUGAUGGAUUGCAAUCUCAGCACAAAGCCUGUCGCCAAGCAGAAGCUGCUGCCUGGACUGCUUUCGCGGAGAAGUGCCCUGCAGAUACUCUUCACCUGGAAGGGCGAAGGCUAUUGCAGGGACAUGCAGACUGUCCGCGUCUGGGGCGGGACUACAAACAGCAGCGCGGUGCAUGCAAUCGAAUCCAGGAUGAGCUGGACUCUGCCACAUGCGCACAGGCACACCACAAGAGGGUGCCUUGCGACCUUCGUCUGGCUUGUGAGGCAAAGGUACUCGACGCGAUGAACACAGCACUGGACACGAUCGAGGCACAAGGACGAGAGUAUUUUGGCCUUGCCAAAGCCAAGUCCUCUGUCGCUUGUGUACUGGCUGGGAUGGGGCAGCCGGGUGAAACUGCAGAUGACGCUUUGAAGUCCUGUCAUAAGCUGGACGAGGAAUCGGAAGUGCAGGCUUUCAUGCUCUCUCUGCCAUCUUUGCCGCAACUAAGCACCUGCGAGCCAAUGGCGGUCCUCCUUCAGGAGGAAGCUACUGGUGGAGUCGUGGACUAUAGCGACCUGCCGCACAAUGCACCAGCCAAGACAUGUUCCAGCGCUUGCUGCAGCUCACUCCUACAGGAUGACCCCGUCGUGAAUGCAGAUGACUACGAGCAGGCGCAUGAUGAGAAGCCCCCGAUUGCCCUCGACGGGUGCGUGGCGUGGUUCCGUUCAGAGGAUGCGGCGGUGCCAUGGCCGAGCACCAUCGGAUCGCAUGAAGGACAGGUUGUUAGUCGCAAGGCUGACACGAGCCUCGAAAUCGGCCACGGCGCCAAGCGCGGGGUUCGCUUCCUCCGCGGGGACGAGAAGACCCGCUUCGACUUCGGAGAGGUGCUGCAAGAGACCUACAGCAUCUGCUCAAUCACGCGUUACACUGGAAAGCCUUAUGGUCGGAUUCUUCAGGGUUCCGAAGGAAACUGGUUGCAUGGGCAUGUAGCUGGGAAAUCUGGGGUCAGCUGCGAAGGGCAAGCCAUGCCUUCAACUGGAGAGCUGGAUUGGGUCGUGGUCUGCUCAACCAGCGAUGACUCGAGGGAUGCACUCGUAAAUGGAGACGCUGUUUCGCAAGAUUCUUGUCAGCCUGCAAAUGUGAAACUGAAGCAGAACCUUGUCAUCAAUCAUGGAAAGAUGUGGGAGGACGUUUCCAAGUGGGCAGUGAUGGAGGUCAUUGUUUGGAACAGGGUCGUGUCAGUGCAAGAGAUGAAGCAAGCUUCCGACUACCUGAAUGCAAAGCUGGCUGAUGGCGUCGGUGUGGACUUGAAAAUCAGCGAUGCAGACGGGGCCUGUAACGGGCGCCGAGUGCAAGUCCAGAUGUCGUCGAAGACUGGAGAAGGUUGGUACCACUAUGCAGACAGCGGUGAUGCAACGGACAAGCGCCAGUAUCUGUUGCCUGAUUCGUCCCUUGGGACCUACAAAGUCCUUGAAAGCCCUCUCCCAAUCGUCAGCCAGCGGAACCCCGAUGAGCUCGCGCCCUGGGGACACUCCUCCCUGCGGGGCAAGGCCUUCGUGGUGAUGGGCAACCAGAAAGGUCCAAAGAUGCUCUCAGUUUUCGCGAUUGACAACAACCUGACGAUCCGGAUUUCCAUCAACGGGACGGACUUGAAAGACGUGGAGCUGGAGCAUGGCUCCGCAAGCUACAUCGAGGGGGACUUUGAAUACUCUCGUGUCCUGCUGAUGGGAACUCGUAACUUCAUUCUGACGAUGAGUGGCCUGGACCGGACAUACAGCACUCCCGUGGCGCCAGCCGCCAAAACUAUUUACGGCCCAUGUGCCGAAGACUGGUAUGUGACAAGCCUUAAGGGAACGCCCGUCACCAUCAAGCAGGAAUGUUCUGAUGGAACUUCGCAUGAGUAUACUGCCGGUACGGUGAGCUGGAGAAUGCACGACGAUGCCCGAACCUCUCACUACACAAACGGUCCUCAGGUCAGCAACGAUGCCUUGUCCAAGUGCGAGACGUGGACAGGGAGCUUGGCUGCUGCUGUCAAAAAGUGCGAUGACUCAGCAAGUUGCCUUUCCUUGCACGAUGCUUUUUGUGAUGGUCGAGAAUGGCGAAUCUGCUCCGUCACUGCUGAGACCUUGAAGAGUGUCGAUGCGGGAGCGACAGAUGCUUGCACCAAGGUGAAGGGUGCCUCUGCUGCCUCUCUGAUAGCAGACACGCGGUCGCCUGCAGGAUGGUACCGUGUCGAUCAGAGCAAGAAGACGUGCAAUGCUACCUGCAGUGCGCUCUCAUUAGUGUGUUCAUCGGACAGCUCUUUGCUUAGCUCCGAGAACAAGAUGAAGAUAGCAGUUGGAGCAGUUGGGGGAGCUUGUUCCUCAGUUGAAGAUGCUCAGAACGGCACACUGGCAGCAACUUUCCGACCAGAUCCCAACGAUGCUGGAACCACAAUAUGCACUCCUGCAAGUGAAAGUGUACCGUUGGACUGUGGCCAGGAAAUGCCAAACGAUGAGACUGUUCGCAUCUGUUACUGUGGCUCCGGUGUCGAUGAGCUGUACAAGAUGGCAAGCAAAGGCAGCAAUGUUUGCCCCGACAACUACCGAGCGGUUGAGUCCAAGGAAGACUGCCAAGCGGCAGCUGAGAGCGAUCUCGCUGGCAUUCCUCCUCCCAUUGCGUGGGAUGCGCAGGAUCCCAACAACCAGGGUUCGCCUUCAAGUUGCUUCAAAGAUCUGGAGACUGGCAAGGUGCGCUUCAAUUCCAUUUCCAUGAAAGGUUACGAAGAGCUCGAUGCGUGGCAGACCGCAGACCACCGCAAGAUCUGCAAAAAGGCUUUCGAGGGUCCGCAGGAGGAGCCCAUGUGCAAGUUUACCGCCACAGAGGACCAGACCUUUCUGGGGGGCAUCUCCUACGACCGCGUCACUGGCUCCACGGCGAGUGCAAUCACCUUUAUGCCGCCAGGGGUCUUUCAAGGAGAGACCCAGAUGCCGUUUGGCAUUUCACAGAUCAAGCUGAUCAGUGACAAGAAUGCCACCUGCAAGAUCAAAGGCAAGAAAUACAAGCUGCACGGUCAGUCGGGAGUUUUCUCGCUCAGACUAAAGGACAAGAACCUCAGUCCACUCGAUGUGAUCACGUGCAAUCAGAACAUUAUGGCCGUCGGCUUUAAGAACAUGUCCGGUGCCGUUGCAGAGCCCCGAUUGAAUCUGCUGUCGGCAACUGCAUGCCAAGCAGCGAACAUGCGGGGAGUUGGAGGCCUGCAGCUGGACACAGUGUUGCACCUGGAACCAGGGUUUGUGUUCGUGAAAGUCCUGGAGAAAUCCGCCAAAGGCGAGAUCUAUACAAUUGGAAAAGAGGAGUUCAACGAGCUUCUUCAGCCGUACAACAAAUAUCCGGUCGUGAAGCGUAUCUGUCCAUCGUGCGCAGCAACUCACACCGAGAUCGUGUAUCGUCGGUUCACACCUUUGAAGGAGUAUUCGCCAUACGAAUCGAUGUCUUGUGCGUGGAAUGAAGACCCCGACAACGUGGAGGGGAAAGACUUCAAGCUCUUCAGCGAUCUGAAUGACGCCUUCGCGGACGAGCACAAGUGGUCCGCUUGCAACUUCGCUCCGCUGGACAGUUUCAGGGGUUUCCCUUUCGAGAGUGGUCCCCUCCUCGCGCUUGGCGAACAGUGGGACAGCAUUCCUGUGAACGCAGGAGACUCGACGGGGAAGUGCACGACAGACAAAGGCGGCCGUGCUACGGCAUUUUACAUGCUCCUUCCCAUCGUCCCACAGAAGUUCAGGCUCGGCUUGUCCGUCGAUCAAGAUGGCCGCAUCACGAGCCUGGAGGAGACAGAAUUCAAUCGACGAUUUCAAGAGAGCAGGUACCACAUCAUUCUGCGAAAGUGCCAGGAAUGCUCAAAAAGCCACAGGUAUGUUUUCUAUCGGCGGAUGACAAACCUUGACACCUAUGAGCCCUUCAAAGCGCUGGCCUGCGACUGGAAGGCCGACGAGGCGAACGCUUACCUUGUGGAUUUCAAGCUCUACAGCACACUCCAGGACGCAUUGGCGGAUAACAAUGCCUGGGAUUACUGUGCCUUCGACGGCAACGGAUUUCCGGGCACGUGCAGUCCAACUGGGGAAGCAAAGUCUGGCCAGGCCAGCUACAUUCCAGUGUCCGGCUGCACAGGGACAUCGAGCAAGGCGGUUUCCUUCGAGCUCUACGAAGAUGAAGACUUGGAUGUUGAUGACUUGCAGGAUGUGGAGGAUGCCGCCGGCGAUGCGGUCCGAGAUGUCAAAGAUGCAGCGCUUCCGUCGGCCAUUGUGCCGUCGGAAGGUAUGGUCUCCUGGUUUAGGAGUGAAGAUGCAGGAGCGAGUUGGAAGAGCAGUGUGGGACCCUUGACUGCAGAGGCAAAGGCGGGCAGUAUUCGCACGGCCACCCGUCACUACGGAGCAGAGCUGAAGCAUGUGUACGGUGAUAGCAAGUCAAGCUUCAGUUUUGGAGACAUUCUGCCAGCCACCUUUACGAUGUGCUCCUUGUCGGCCUACACCGGAAUUACGCAGGGGAAAAUUCUCCGUGGAGAGAGCUUCUGGCAUGGUCAUGCCGAUGGGCAAGCGGGCAGCGUCUUCUAUGGCGGCCAGUGGGUGCGAGACGAGAAGAAUCUGACCGGAACUCGAAGCUGGAUUGCUCUUUGUGCUUCGAAUCAACAUGAGUACAUCUUCUUGGAUGGCGUUGAGGUGCCUGCCAAGUUUGCAGGGGGCGGAGGCAACACAGCAAUCGGAGUGAACGAUGGUCCCGAAGACGAGCAUUCAGACUGGGCAGUGGCGGAAGUCAUGACCUGGGAUCGAGUCUUGACCCGCUCCGAAAUGAACGACGUGCAAAAUUACCUCCGCGCAAAGGCAAAAACUUGCCAACCGGAGCAAUCGGCACAGUGCGAUACGGCCCCCUGUGUGUCGCUCUUCGUCGGCCCAAAUCGUCACAAUGUCAUGUUCCGCAAUGAUGAUGGGACAGCGACAGUCAAAACCUACAGUGGGACGGCGAUUACCUGUGUUUGCAAAGGACACUGCGUCGGGCUGGUGGGCUCUUGGAGAUGCGACGAUGGACCCUUCGGUGGGCAAUACACCAUCAGUCCGAGCUACAGCGACGACUGGACACCGGAGACCAAUCGUGACAGCCUGCUGCUUUGCACAGUCGCAAGGCCUGUCUGGUCAGAGAAGGGCGAGGUCGACAGCAAACGCUUCGCCCUUCAAGCCGGUGUGUCGAAAGAACUCGUGAAGGACACGUCUUUCACCUUGACUGCGACAAUCCGACGAGAUGCCGCCGGCGGGCCCCAGACGCUCUUCAGCUCCAGCUAUGACUCUUCCAUCGUGGACAAGGAUCUUCGAGCAUUUGUCAGCGCGGACUCAACGUUCACCUUCCACUUCGGCGGCCAAUCAUGCCAGACAGCACCAACAGAGAUGAGUGUGGCCGGUGAGUGGCAGCAUUUGGCUUUCAUGUACGACAUGGAGCAGAACGAGACCAGGAUUUAUCUCAACGCGCUUGAGGUGAAGUCUUGCGCCUUUACGUCGUCAUUCUCGCCGGAUGAUUCUGCAAAGUUAGUACUUGGUGCUUACAAAGACUCGAACAUGUGGAUCGGAGCAAUGAAGGAAAGCGCCAUUUAUGCGCAGACUUUGAGUACACCACUCAUCGGGCGCUUGGCAGGUGAUUUGGCACUGCCGAAGGCCAUGGUGUGGUUCUCGCACGAAGACAGCUGGAAUCGGAAAAGCUUCGUCGAGGCUGUGAGCUUUUGUGCGAAGCGCAAGAUGAAGUUGGCGCAUUUCGAAGACUACUGCACGCAGAACAGUGAUGGCGUCUUCACUGUACGUCCUCGGGUGGCUCCUGGCGACCAGUGGGCACCAUACGCGGGUGCGCAGGAGAAUUCCUGGGUGCAGAUCGGCAAUGGAGCCAGCACGAAAAAUCCAGUGGAGCCCUGCAAGACCUACGAGCAGCAGUUUGGCGACAAGCCCAAACAGCUAACACCACCAACUCUCCGACUACGAUUUCCCAAUCCUUUGUCCUUGCACUGUCUGGAGUGCUGUGUACCUGAUAAGACUCUUGCCAUGGCUACAUUGUGGGAGCAGGGUGCAGCUGACAGACAGGUGGUGAUCGACGCUGGUGCUGCCAUUCGACUGAAGCGAUUGGAGCGCUUCGGUGGUGAGCUCUUCACAACGAGUGGCGUUUAUGCCGAGGUGCGAGACGAGCAUGCAAGAGCCCUUCUGCAGACGCUGCCAGUUGAGCUGAAGGUCCUGGAGCCUCGACCAGAGGACAGUGCAGCCAUGGGAUCCGAGCAGUCGCUCCCUGUUGCUGCCUUCAGCCUCGGUGACAGUCCCGUUCAGCUUGCUGCCACGGUUCUAUUCCAUGUUCCCUCAGCCUCGAAGCUUCGGGGCUCCGAGCCUCUAGAUGCCUACCAUACCUCCAUCGUCGUGGGCCAGGUGGAGUAUUCUUUCAGUGGCCAGGGAAUCCGAGAAACGAAACCCCUGGUUUCCCAUUCGAUGCUCAAGCGGAACACUGAAGUGAGAACCAUUGGGCACACGCCCUUCUCCGGUUAUCAGAUGGUGGCAUUGCUGAACCAGUUCUUCCAACCGGCCACCUACGAUCUGCUGUGCAAGAAUUGCAACAGCUUCUCUGACUGUGCCCUGUACUUUCUGCUCGGGCAGCGGCUGGAGGGAAAGUACUGCAGGAUGGAAAAGUACGGAAAGACUGGGCAGAAGCGGAUUGGCUUGAUGUCGGGACUGAGGCUUCUAGGCAUGAACUACCAUCCGAACCCGAACUCGCAGAGUUUCCAGGUUGAGCAAGUCAUCCAGAGGAUCAAAGCUUACAAGGGACCUGGCCACGUGGAGUUGCAGGAUGGCCAUUCGCCUUCGGAGCCCUGCUGCUGUCACCUCUUCUUUUGA
Symbiodinium sp. CCMP2592 is the source of this 7269-nucleotide messenger RNA. The record is from the annotation of a GenBank genome assembly. NCBI's taxonomy places the organism in Eukaryota, Dinophyceae, Suessiales, Symbiodiniaceae.